UACCUGUACCUUCGUUGUCAUUGUGACUAUCUUAUACUUUUCCUUCUUUAAUUUCCUUCUCACCCUUUAAAUUGUUCUUAUUCUCUGUCAGACCUAUAUAUAAACCACCCUUCCUCUAUUCCAAUCUCAACGCAUCCAAUACUUCUUCUUCUUCUUCUUGAUUAUUACAUUCAACUUUAUAUAUUAAUAUACGUUAAUUAGUUUUUCUUGUAAAGUAAUGGCGUCCGUAAAUGGUGUCGUCUUUGAAGAUUUCUUUCCAGCCAUGGUGGAAAAGCUAGGGGCUGAUGGGUUUAUGAAAGAACUGUGUAAUGGGUUUCGGCUGUUGAUGGAUGAACAGAAAGGUGCGAUCACAUUUGAAAGCUUGAAGAGGAAUUCUAGGUUGCUGGGAUUGCAAGAUAUGAGCGAUGAUGAAGUAAUGUGUAUGUUAAGAGAAGGAGAUUUGGAUGGCGAUGGUGCUUUGAAUGAAAUGGAAUUUUGUACUCUUAUGUUUAGGUUGAGUCCUGGGUUGAUGAUGACUUCAAGAAAAUGGCUUUUAGAAGCUCUUGUCAGUGAAAUGUAGGUUUUUUUUUUUAAUCUUACAUUAUUGUUAAUUAAUGUUUCUUGUUCUUGGUUAGAGCCAUCUUUUUGUUUUUCUUUCUUUUUCCCAGCCUAUCGAUUUGUAAUUUCCAGCUCCAUUAGUAGAAAUUUGAUGUCAAUUCUAUCUUUAUAUUCCAA
Molecule: messenger RNA, 714 nt
Organism: Jatropha curcas
Lineage: Eukaryota; Viridiplantae; Streptophyta; Magnoliopsida; Malpighiales; Euphorbiaceae
Product: calcium-binding protein PBP1
Molecular function (GO): calcium ion binding
Source: RefSeq, a predicted model, not a curated record